This is a messenger RNA of Diaporthe batatas, 1146 nucleotides long. RefSeq lists its product as uncharacterized. Gene Ontology annotation, biological process: carbohydrate metabolic process. Gene Ontology annotation, molecular function: polygalacturonase activity. NCBI's taxonomy places the organism in Eukaryota, Fungi, Ascomycota, Sordariomycetes, Diaporthales, Diaporthaceae. The coding region runs from base 1 to 1146 and encodes 381 amino acids. The transcript has 7 exons. The record is from RefSeq and is a predicted model, not a curated record.
AUGAUCCGCCAAACCGGUGCCAUUCUGUUAACCCUCCUUGGCCUCGGCUCCGCAGUGCUGGGAGAGGGUGCUUCUGCGUCGAUGUCUGUUCCUCGCAGCCCAGCCGACUCGGGAAAGACAUGUACACUCGAUCCAGUUGGAAAUAAUGAAGACGAUGUACCUCAGAUUCUCGAAGCAUUCGAGGCGUGCAAUCACGGCGGAACAGUGGUCUUCCCAGAGGGUUCAACCUUUUACAUUGCAACCAAGCUAAACCCUGUAAUCUACGACGUCACCAUUGACUGGAAAGGAAUUUGGCUGUUCUCGGACGACCUGGACUAUUGGCGCUCAAACUCCUACCCGAUACCCUUUCAGAACCACGCCGCGGGUUUCAUCAUCUCAGGCGAGAGGAUUCACAUCAAUGGCUACGGAAUUGGCAAGAUCGACGGGAGUGGUAACACCUGGUACACCGCCGAAGCAGGCGAUACACAGCCGGGAAGACCGAUGCCUUUCGUCUUUUGGAAUGUUUCUGAUGUCCUUGUUGAGCACUUCUCUGUGGUUCAGAGUCCACUUUGGUCUGUAAAUAUCAUGAACGGGACUUCGAUGUGGUUCGAUGAUAUUUAUGUGAACAAUACCGCGCUUGAUGCUCCAUAUGGACACAAUUGGGUUCAAAACACGGACGGGUUCGACACUAUGGACGCUUACGACAUCAGACUUACAAACUUUGUCUACCAAGGAGGCGACGACGCUAUUGCUAUCAAACCUCGGUCGUACAACAUAUUUAUCCAAAAUGUAACAGUGCAUGGUGGUAAUGGCGUCGCAAUCGGAAGCCUAGGCCAGUACCUCGAAGACAGUUCAGUGGUGAAUGUCGUUGUCAAAGAUGCUAAAAUACUCACCUACAACAACGACAUGCAUAAUUCGGCGUAUAUCAAGACUUGGGUCGGCGAGCUGGUUCCCCAAGACAGCUAUGAGAGCGACUACCUGCCGAGAGGUGGAGGGUGGGGUGUUGUACAGAACAUACUCUUCGAAAACUUCUACAUCGAAGGGGCCGCUGCGGGCCCUAGCAUCAGCCAGAACUCGGGCAACAAUGGUUCGUAUCUGUCCAGUCCAGAAUCGUAUCUCACACCAUCCCUCCCCGGGAUAUCCCAUGGGAUGACAUCAAAAUUCUGA